This is a messenger RNA of Cylicocyclus nassatus, 327 nucleotides long. Lineage: Eukaryota; Metazoa; Nematoda; Chromadorea; Rhabditida; Strongylidae. The record is from the annotation of a GenBank genome assembly.
AUGACAUGUGUUGUACUGUGUGUUGCUACGAUAGUCCGGACUAUGACUCCCAUGAACUCCGAGAAAAUCCUGGCACUGUACUCCUGGGCCGGAUGUGAUUUGCCAGGAAAUGAAAGUGCAGUCGGCUACAUUUUGGGCUGGAGCAUGGCAAUAGUAGGUGCAGUAAUUGGGCUGCUGUUUACAAUUCGUCGAUGGCCGAAUAUCGAGCGCCGUGUGGAAGCUGCACGAUCGGCCCCGGCGGCCGUUGUGGAAGGAGUGACGUCAUCUGAAGCGCCUAUCGAAGACUACGACUGCUCCAUCAUGUAGCUGUGGAUGAUUUUAACCUGU